CUGAGCUACGAGAGCUGCUGUUUAAAAUUUUAAUAUAUUCAUUCAAUAUACCAAUGAUUGACCUUUUCAUGUACGAAUUCUAACAAUAUUGAUUGUUUAUGAAUCACAGGUCUAGGUAGACCAUUGCACACGAAUGGGAAGAAAUGCUCCCGUUUAUACCAAUAAACUCUCUCUCACUCAUUCAUCUUCAUUUCUCGCCAAACUCUUGGAAACCUGCACAAAAUCCAAGUCCUUUCGCGACGUAUGCGCAACCCACGCUUGUGUUCUCAAAUCCCAUUUCUGGGAUGAAGUCUUCAUCAACAACAGGCUCAUUGAUGUUUACGGAAAAUGUGGGUCUCUCAGUUACGCCCGCAAACUGUUUGAUAAAAUGCCAACGAGAAACGCCUUCAGUUAUAACUCGAUCAUAGGUGCAUUAACGGUAUCAGGUUGGAUCGAUGAGGCUGAGAGAGUUUUUGUUGCAACGCCUCAACCCGACCAGUGUUCGUGGAACUUGAUGAUCUCUGGUUUUGCUCAGCUCGAGGUGUUUGAUAGGUCAUUGGAGCAUUUCGCCAAAAUGCACCAUGAGAACUUUGUGUUGAAUGAGUACAGCUAUGGCAGCGCGCUCAGUGCUUGUGCUGGGCUGAGAGAUGUUGUAAUGGGUACUCAAAUUCAUGCUUCUCUGGCCAAGUCGAGGUUUUUGUCGGAUGUUUACAUGGGGUCUGCUCUUGUUGAUAUGUAUGCAAAGUGUGGGGGUGUGGAUUGUGCUGAGAAGGCUUUUGAUGGGAUGAGGGAGCGGAAUACUGUGUCUUGGAAUAGUAUGAUCACUUGUUACGAACAAAACGGGCCAGCACUUGAAGCCCUUAAGGUUUUUCUUAAGAUGAUGGAAUGUGGAGUUCAGCCGGAUGAGAUGACUCUAGCUAGCGUUGUUAGUGCUUGCGCGAGCCUCUCUGCUGUUCAAGAAGGUAGGGCGAUUCAUGCACGAGUUGUGAAGUAUGAUAAGUUAUAUAAUGAUCUUGUGAUAUCGAAUGCACUAGUUGAUAUGUAUGCCAAAUGUAGAAAGAUAAAGGAAGCGAGGUGGAUAUUCGAUAGGAUGCCAAUAAGAAAUGUGGUCUCUGAGACAUCUAUGGUCAGUGGUUAUGCUAAAGCUGCUAGCGUGGAAACUGCAAGAAGUAUGUUUAGCAAGAUGAUGGAAAGGAACGUUGUGUCGUGGAAUGCACUCAUUGCUGGGUACACACAGAAUGGGGACAACGAAGAAGCGUUACAGUUGUUUCUUCUCUUAAAAAGGGAAUCUUUGUGGCCUACACACUACACAUUUGGGAACCUUCUGAAUGCUUGCGCAAAUCUUGCUGACUUGAAGCUUGGUAGGCAAGCUCAUAGCCAUGUUCUGAAGCAGGGGUUCCGAUUCCAACGUGGCCCAGAAUCUGAUGUAUUUGUUGGUAAUUCUCUGAUAGACAUGUAUAUGAAAUGUGGGUCGAUUGAAGAUGGGAGCAAGGUGUUUAAGACCAUGCUUGAAAGAGAUGUUGUUUCAUUCAAUGCCAUGAUUGUGGGAUUUGCACAAAACGGGCAAGGUGGUGAAGCUCUUGAGUUGUUUAGGCAGAUGUUGGAGGCUGGAGAAAAACCAGAUGAUGUGACCAUGAUUGGAGUUCUCUUUGCCUGUAGCCAUGCCGGAUUAGUUCAAGAAGGGCGUCACUACUUCGAUCUGAUGAGGAACGAGUAUGAUCUCGAACCUAAGAAAGACCAUUACACAUGUAUGGUUGAUUUACUAGGUCGAGCAGGUAUGCUUAUUGAGGCAAAGAACUUGAUACUCUCUAUGCCAAUCCCUCCUGACGGUGUCGUGUGGGGAUCUUUGCUUGCAGCUUGUAAAGUUCACCGCGACAUUGACUUGGGCAACUUUGUUGCUGAAAAACUUAUAGAGAUUGAUCCCCAAAACUCUGGCCCUUAUGUUCUGCUCUCAAACAUGUAUGCUGAGGUUGGGAGGUGGAGAGAUGUGACGAGAGUUCGGAAGCUGAUGAGACGGCACGGUGUCGUCAAACAGCCCGGUUGUAGCUGGAUUGAGAUAGGGAGCCAUGUGCAUGUUUUCAUGGCUAAAGAUAGUAGACAUUCACAGAAGAGGGAAAUAUAUUCGUUAUUGAGAAUGCUUGCUGAGACGAUGAAGCUUUUGGGAUAUGUUCCUAAUGUUGGUGAUUUUGAUGCUGAUGAGGAACAUAACAAAGCUUGACUUUUACCUCAUUCAAGAUCAAGAAUAUGUAGCUGCAAAAAAAUUUUGUUUUAUGGCAUAUUUAUCAAUCAAGUUAUUGCUAAAAUUGAUCUGAAUGUAUGUUCCCUUUUUCUCACUUGUAUGAUGCAGAAAAUGCUUCAAUACUUUGUUUUUUUUCGCUAAAGUGAGGCAAUGCCUAUUUGCUUGCGCC
Salvia miltiorrhiza (redroot sage) is the source of this 2387-nucleotide messenger RNA. RefSeq names its product pentatricopeptide repeat-containing protein At2g13600. Lineage: Eukaryota; Viridiplantae; Streptophyta; Magnoliopsida; Lamiales; Lamiaceae. Gene Ontology annotation, biological process: RNA modification. The transcript has a single exon. The record is from RefSeq and is a predicted model, not a curated record. Gene Ontology annotation, molecular function: protein binding; RNA binding. The coding region runs from base 134 to 2197 and encodes 687 amino acids.